This is a messenger RNA of Protobothrops mucrosquamatus (brown spotted pit viper), 1301 nucleotides long. It is a transcript of the gene VAT1, whose product is annotated as vesicle amine transport 1. The transcript is spliced from 6 exons. The coding region runs from base 1 to 1263 and encodes 420 amino acids. The record is from RefSeq and is a predicted model, not a curated record. Gene Ontology annotation, molecular function: oxidoreductase activity; zinc ion binding. Lineage: Eukaryota; Metazoa; Chordata; Lepidosauria; Squamata; Viperidae.
AUGUCCGGGGAAGAAGCUAUCGGGGAUGAUGCAGGAGUCCCUCAAACGAGCACUGCUGCUCCUCCCGCAGACCAGCAGCGGAACGAAGAAGCAGUGGCCCAGGCAACAGCGACUGACGGGGAGGGAAAGGCUGCUGGAGAGACGUCGGAGGAGGCGCCUGCCGUUUCUACCAGUACCGCUGCUGCUGGACGCCAAUACAGGGCAUUGGUGCUCACCGGCUUUGGUGGUUACGAGAAGGUGAAGGUGCAGAUUCGGCAGCUGCCUCAAGCGGAACCCAGUCCGGGCGCUGGCCAAGUCUGCGUGCAGGUCCGGGCCUGCGGGCUCAACUUUGCUGACCUGCUGGCUCGCCAAGGACUCUACGAGAGGCUUCCCUCGCCGCCCGUUAGCCCUGGCAUGGAGGCGGCGGGAAUCGUCCUGGCCGUGGGCGAGGGCGUCUCCAGCCCAAAGGUUGGUGAUAAGGUGAUGGUGAUGGCCCGGUCAGGUCUCUGGCAAGAAAUUGUGACAGUCCAAGCCAAUCAGACUUUUCUCAUGCCAGAAGGAAUGAGCUUUGAGGAAGCAGCUGCCUUUUUGGUCAAUUACAUCACUGCCUACAUGGUUCUCUUUGACUUUGGCAAUCUGCGCCCUGACCAGAGUGUCCUUGUCCACAUGGCAGCAGGUGGUGUGGGGACUGCAGCAGUCCAACUCUGCAAAACCGUGGAAAAUGUCACCAUUUUUGGCACAGCAUCUUCCUCCAAGCAUGAAGCCCUCAAAGAGAAUGGGGUGACUCACCCUAUUGAUUACCGGGCAGCUGAUUAUGUGGCUGAAGUCCGGAAAAUUUCUCCCAAAGGUGUAGAUGUUGUUUUGGACCCCUUAGGAGGUUCAGAUACCACAAAAGGCUUUCAUCUCCUGAAACCAAUGGGCAAACUGGUCAGUUAUGGUGUAGCCAACUUGCUAACAGGACAGAGGAAGAACCUGAUGGCUAUGGCAAAGACCUGGUGGAAUCAGUUUAGCAUCAAUGCCUUGCAACUGCUUCAUCUCAACAAAGCAGUUUGUGGCUACCACCUGGGCUACCUUGAGGAGGAAGUGGAGCUUUUAACUGCUGUGGUGACCAAGCUAAUUGCUCUCUACAAUCAGGGCAAAAUCAAACCAAAGGUGGAUUCUGUUUGGCCUUUUGAACAGGUAGUUGAUGCCAUGAAGCAGAUGCAAGAGAAGAAGAAUGUUGGGAAAGUUGUCUUGGUUCCUGAAGUUCCACCGAAGGAUGAAAACAAGAAAACAGAGAAUUAAAGCAAGGGGCAUGGGUGAACUGUUUGACCUCAGGUUGA